Eimeria tenella is the source of this 2049-nucleotide messenger RNA. RefSeq names its product glucose-methanol-choline oxidoreductase, putative. The transcript has 3 exons. Gene Ontology annotation, molecular function: flavin adenine dinucleotide binding; oxidoreductase activity, acting on CH-OH group of donors. The coding region runs from base 1 to 2049 and encodes 682 amino acids. NCBI's taxonomy places the organism in Eukaryota, Apicomplexa, Conoidasida, Eucoccidiorida, Eimeriidae. The record is from RefSeq and is a predicted model, not a curated record.
AUGGGCCGCCGCGGCCUCCCGGCAGCAGCAGGAACAGCAGCAGCAGAGGACGAGGCGAAGCAGCAAAAUGAAAAGCUGAGGAGCCAAACAGCUGCUGCUGUUGCGGCAGCUCUUGCUGCCUGCAGGCCAGCAGCAGCAGACGCAAACGACAAUGAACAAACGAGAACUUCUUCCCCCUCCAGCGUCCCCUGCCUGUCGUUUCCUUCUGCGCAGAAGCAGCAGCAGCAAGAAGCCAAAGCCGUGGCAGCAAAGGCAGCAGCAGCAGCAGCAGCAGCAGCAGCAAAGCCGGCAGCAGCAGCGGCAGCAGCGGCUCGCGGCGUUUCUCCCGCCCGCUUCCUGUGGGGCCUCCUGAAGCGGGGUGUCUUGGCAGCUUCCCUCGCGUUUGCAUUUUUUCUUUUUAUUUCUUUUCCAUUUUUUCCUUUUUUGGAUUUGCUGAUCGCAGUUGACCCGUCUCCGCUGCGCAACUUCUCCGUCGCUUGCCUCUACCCGAUUCCUGCUCCUGGAUCGGGCGCCUCGAGCGAGCUGAUCUCGGCGAAAGCAGCAGCAGCAGCAGCAGCAGCAGCAGCAGCAGCAGCAGCGCCUGCGGACGCCUCCCCCUGCGCGCAGCUGCUGCACGCGCUCCGCAGCUGGGGCUCUCAGCCGCCCUUUUCCACUUUCGUCGUUCUCGCCCAGUCCAGUGCCCUGUGCGCUCUGGAGGGAAUUCGAAAGCUCGGGGGGGCCCCCCUGGUACCCUCCGAAGCUGCUGCACGGAAAGCCGUGCAAAGUUGGGGCCCCAUCCUCGCCACAGUGCUGCUGCUGCCGCGUUUGUCGCACUCGCCGGUGCAGCUGCCGUGCGAGUCUUGGGUGUACGUACACUCCACGCCGAACACCCUCGACAUGGUCAGCGACGCGAUCCGCACGGAAAGCGCCGGAAUUAAGCGCGAUUACGCGGAUGUUCCGACUCUAAAUCAAAAAACAAUUCCAAUUAAUCCAAACUUCGACGAAAAUGCUCCACUUUUCCCCCUCCAGACCUUCGACUUCGUCGUGGUCGGCGGCGGAAGCGCCGGCUCCACCGUCGCCGGACUCCUCAGCAAGUUCGGGCUCGACGAAGCGGAAGAAAAGGAAGACACUUCUUCUCAAAACGAAAAGCUUGGCGAAAUAAACAACUCCAGUUCAAACUCGAACGCAGCAAACAGCCCCGCCGGCGAGCCCGGCAGCCAACACCCCAGCCACCAGCAGCAGCAGCAGCAGCAGCAGCAAGGCAGCCAAAACAAAGCCAAAAGACGCAAAAGAAAACCAAAUAUACUCCUCAUAGAGGCGGGGGGGUGGCCAGACUUGCGCUCCUUCUCUCCCGUGAGAAUUCCCGCAAGGACAUUUGAAGGCCAGACCAGCGAUAUGGACUGGAAGGUGAAAACCGAGAAGCAGCAGUUCGCCUGCCAGGGCCUGCGCGGCGGCCGCUCCAAGUGGCCCCGCGGCAAAGCCCUGGGGGGCAGCAGCUUGCUGAAUUAUUUGCUGUUUGUGAGAGGAGCAGCAGCAGACUACAGCAGCUUUGCGCGCUGCAGCGGCAGCAGCAGCUGGCUGCCGCAAAACGUCAACAGGAUCUUCAAAAACAUCGAAACCGUCAACUUCCCCGCAGACAAAGACAUCAGAGGCAGCAGCGGGCCAAUUCAAGUUAACAUUCAGCAAGCCCUGGACUUGCCUGUUUUGGCUUUCUUAAGAAGCGCAGAAGGCCUUGACAGGAGCCUCCGGGGCUCCCCGCUGCAGCAGCAGCAGCAGCAGCAGCAGCAGCAGCGGAGGCCGAGGCGGCGCGGGCCCCGCGCUAAGGCGCUGCGGACCUUUCCCGAGAGGCUGCGGCUGCGGCUGGAGGCGCAGCAGCAACAGCAGCAGCAGCAGCAGCAGCAACAGCAGGCAGCAGCAGAGGAGCAGCAGCAAUUUGAAAUAAACCAGGACUACAACGGCAGCAAAAUGACAGGUCCUUCUCUUUUUCAAUUUAACACAAAAGAAGGAAAACGCUGGGGACCUCUGGAGGCGUUUUUGCUGAAACGGCGGCUCGAUGAGGCGGGUCUUUGA